AACAUCGAAAGGUGUGUAUAAAAUAUAAAGAUGGCCUUUAACCUUUUGAUAUAGGUAGUUGUAAAAAGGUUGUUGAAGAAACCGGUUUUAAUUAUCUUUUUAUCGAGUUUAUUUCGUUGCAGUGAUAAGAAGUGGAUAGGGCACUUUUAUAGAAAAACAUCGUGAUGUUUUUGCGAUAGGCAAGUCUCCGGAAACCGUUGUAAUUUUGCUGCAAACUGGGCAGAAGCCUAAAGGAAAUUUUAUUUUAGGCCCCAGCAGAGCAGGUGUAUUUACGAGCCGAUGGAGGAAUUUCAACAAAGCGACAAGGAAAUGCCAACUGAUGGUGUAAUCACUCAAAAUUCCAAAGGGAAAAGGCAAGAAAUAGAUUGGGGAAAGUAUGGUUUGUCGGAGAAAAGCUCGUACGAACGGCGACGUUCAACCGGCGGGAAUUCUGCCUCUCAGAAUGGUGUUACUUCUGAAACAUUGCGUCGAGAAGUUAAAGAAUUGUUUGAAGAGGAAGGAGAGCACCAGGCCCACGAACCAUGGUGGAAAACUUCUUUCUUCAUAACAAAGACUCUUCUCUUCGGCACCUGGGAUGGUGUUUUUACAACAUGUCUCAUGAACAUCGUCGGUGUUGUUAUAUUUCUCAGGACUGGCUGGAUGGUGGGCUACGCUGGCAUAGGCCUGUCGCUACUCAUAGUUGUUAUUUCCCUUUCGAUUGCUCUUGCCACCGUCAUGUCUGCAGUUGGUAUCUGUGAUCGAUGUGAUGUCUCCCACGGUGGAGUCUACUUUAUCGUAUCACAUGUCCUUGGCGGAAAAAUUGGAGGGUCUGUUGGCCUUCUUUAUUGUCUCGGAAAUGCCGUUGCCACAGCUAUGUAUUGUAUUGGGUUCGCAGAAUCCUUAUCUAGUCUCGUUGGCUGGAAUAACACUUGGGCAAUCAGAAGCAUUGGUCUUGUAGUCUUGCUAGCACUUCUAGCUAUUGCCAUAUCUGGCGUCAAAUGGGUGAUAAGGUUCCAGCUGGUUCUGGUCUUGAUUUUAGCUGUGGCUGUUAUGGAUUUUGUCAUAGGUACCUUGGUACACGACGAUCCAGUUGACGGCUUUACUGGGUUUAGCCAUGAGAAUUUCAAGCAAAACUCAAAGCCAAUGUUCACGGGGACGGUGCAUUUUUUCACUGUGUUCGGUGUCUUCUUCCCAGCCGCCUGCGGGGUGAUGUCUGGAGUGAACAUGAGCGGUGACUUGAAAGAUCCUGGCAAAAGUAUUCCCAUAGGGUCAGCAGCUGCACUUGGCGUCACCGGUGGAUUUUAUGUGAUUUUCAUAUUUCUUCUUGGAGCAACCUGUACUCGCGGAGCUUUGAGGGCGGAUAGUAUGAUUAUGCAAAAGAUAUCCGUGAUUGGUUUCCUAUUCUUGCUUGGGCUGUAUGUAUCCUCACUCUCAUCAAUAUUAGGAGGAGUUGUUGGGCCCCCACGAGUAUUGCAAACGAUUGCUGAAGAUAAUAUUUUACCAAUCCUUAAGCCAUUCUCAAAGCGUGGGUCGAAUAAUGAGCCGCAGAAUGCAACAUUCUUGCUAGCCUUUGUCGUUAUUCUGUUCAUCUUGAUUGGAAAAUUGAACACACUGGCCACCAUUGCAACAAUGCCAUUUCUGUUGACGUACAUUGCCAUAAACUAUUCAUAUUUUGCACUCUCGAUGAGCUACGAUCUAAAGAAGCAAGAAAAGCGUAAACAGCAGGAAAGUGAAAUUAAGGAGCAAAAUUUACCCACUUAUUUAGCAAGCAAAGAUAAAUCAAAGCCUUCAUCGUCAGCAACCGAAAACAAGUUAAGCUCACAGCCAGUCGAGAAGACGCCGUUAAUUGCAGAUUGUGAGUCGUAUGGAAGCAGAGAAGAAGAUCUUGAAGCUGCCUCUCAACCUUUUCAAAAGCAGAGCAAUGAAAAUGGAGUUCACAACAACACAGUCUCCGAAGACCGUAGAGAUAGUAUUGAAAUUCGCGAUGCUUCAUCUUUGGAAAUGAACGGAAAUGAUAAAUCUGGCAGCAAAAAGAAUAUGACUGAAACUGUAUCACCCGAUGGAUACAGAGGUAUUGAAGAGCCACAGCUAGAGUUUGUCAAAAACAAAGAGCCAGAUGCUUUGUAUUCGAAGUUAUGCAAUAGAUGGGUAUCCCUACUGACGAGUGGCAUCAGCUUUGCACUUAUGUUCUGCAUCAGCUGGACAUACUCAUUAGCAAGCAUUUCAAUUUUCCUGCUUCUAUAUAUAUUCAUAAGCCAAUCAAAUCCUGGAUUAUCACGAGGAGUUGCCUAUGAAUUCAGUAUUUCAAAAUGGGUCAAAACCUUUGGCCGGCUAAAAAGCGAUGACAAAAAUGAGAGACAAAUAGUUGUACACAGGGGUUAUGUGCCAUAUGGAAUAUCAAUGUACCAAAUGACCCAAGACAAUUCCGAUUAUGCUCUUAGAGACAGGAAACAUCAUUCCUCGGUCAUAACAAAGCCUGUACCGUAUGAUUAAUAGUUGAUUAAAUCAAAAAUAAUUUAUUCAAGACCCUGUGCUAGCAAUCAUGCAACCCGAUAGAGACAAUUGAUAAAGAGAUUCACUGAUGCACUGCAUAUGAGUAUGCAGCAGUCCAAAUGACGUAAAAGCCAAAAAUAAUUUCACUCCUCAAUAUUUUGUUGUUGCAUGUAAUUGUUAAGGCAUGUGUUGGCAAGGGUCUAUAAUCGUUUGAUGUCUGUCUUGUGUUGUUGUGUUGCUUCGUCUGUUCGAAUAAUUUAUAAUGGUUCAGUUUGCAAGUACCAUGGGUCAUAGACGCAAAUAGCUAUUUUGCGGCUCUUUUAGUAAUAAUGUUUGGUGUUAGUUUUUACAUGUAAAACAGACCUGUCAAUUUGCGAAUCUGAAAACGUCGAGCCAAGCAUAAUACCGUGGUAUUUUGGUCGGAGAUGGGAAAAUUCCAACUUUGUUAACAUCAACCUUCGACUUUCUUUUUUUUCUGAUUUGGUCAGGCACUUAUGAGCAUUUGCAUAAAGUUUUGAAAGCAUCUGAAGAGACAAUACAAUCUAUUUUGCUAAAUUGCAGUAGAUGGUGAUAGGCAAGAACUUAUAUGGAAGAAGAAACAUUUGCUCCCUUAAAGAUCAGAUGAAGCUAUUUAGGUGUUUAUUGUUCUUUAUUUAUUUAUUUAUACAAUUGUUAGUCCAGACUACUUUGCCAUCCAUCUGUAUACAUUUACAGCGUACCCCUUUCAUUUCUCAAUAUGCCUUUUACAAAGGUUCUUCCUAUUUGCCCAUCUUUGAUUUCAGUACAUAAUAAGAAUUUGUAUCCUCACCUAAAUAAAGGCAAGUUGAUUUUCUUUCAUAAAUCCAGUUAUCACCCCAAGGUCUAUUGUUCGAUUCAGCAAUUUUUCUUCCAUGUUCUUGCGAAGACAGAGCACUUUGAUGCAGUUAAGUGCUUUAAAAUGAAGUUUCUGGUUGGUAAAAUGGUUUGGUUUAGAGUAAAUUGCUGAAUGACGACAAAUAAUUCCAUUGAAAUUCAAUACUAUUCACUGGUAAGGCUAAUCAAUUAGUUUUACUAUUGACCGAAACAAAAGGCGACUCUACACAGAUUACUCUGGGGAACAGAGAGGUUUGUCUGAGAAAACAAGAUCAGGGGCGGAUACAGAAUAAAAGUUGACGGUCGCACAUAAACACUACCCGUCUUGAUUUUUUGUCUAGAAUAUUAUUUUCAUGUCUUGUAAGCGUUAACUUUCUAACUGCGAUUUGUCCCGCUAAGCAAGACUGACACACUUUGAUUGAUAAAACGCCUUAAUGGACGCCCUUAUCUUUAAGAGCGGAAUGUGCCUCGCCAACGAGGUUUGCAGGCCUUGUAGUAGUUUUGAUGGUGGCGACAAGACUGGGGCCCCGAAACGUUCAAAUUGUUCAGUCAAACAUUUUUCCCUUUUAAAAGGUUUUCCAAAUUUUCCAGCAAAUCCAAACACGCAGUUGAGACAAAAUAUCUUGAGAUUCAGAAGUGUACACUUCCUGUGCACCUCUUCCGUAUGGAUAAAGAGAAGUGGGAUUCUUCUCCUUCACAACUUUCAACCUUGUCCACUUUCUUCCCUUGCCAGCAGAUGUGCGGCACAGUAAUCUAACAUAGUGUUUACAGACUUUCCGUGCCGCACAAAUAUGUGAAAACUUAAAUUUUGAUUGGUGAGAUUUGGUAAAAUAUUUGCAUAACAAAAAUUCCUGCGUAUUUGUGCGGCACAGGCGACAAGCCUAAAAAUCAUACUGUUUACGGUCUAGGAUGGUCUUUGGAUUUCUUCUAUAUUGAGUUAAAUCGUGGCAUUUUGUGUGAGAUCGACCAAGGUUCGGUCCUGUGUUUAUUGUGUAAAGAGAGGUAAAUGUAUUAUCUGUAAGGAGGGAAAUAAAGGAUUGUGGUAAACAUGAUUGCCUAAUUUCAAUGACUGAAGACUAAAACUAAAUUCUGAAAAUCUGACGGUCUUCCGUGUGACCUGUGCGACACCCUAAAUCCGCCCCUGAACAAGAUUAUAAAGUGAGUAAAAAAUUUAUGAAAACUGUGUCAUGAUUGAUAGGUCUAUUAGAAAGCUUAAGUUUUUGAUGAGCAAAGAUUGAAUGAAGGUGAAACAAAGCGGCCAUGCUAUUGGAGAAAACUGUGGGCCAUACGUCAAUGGCAUUUUUUGACCGUUCUAAGCGUUUUGGAAUCGUUCUUGUAGAACUAGUUAGCGUUUUACGUUGUCUUGAACGUUUAAAAAUGCAGCUUAAGAUAACAGAUUUAGGGAAUUUAAAGACAAGAUAUACAUUAUGUAUUUAAAUUUCAUUUGCAUUAUUUAGAGUUAAAUUUACAAUUUAUUGUACAAGAUUUCGUUUUGAUAGUUUGAACAUCAAUAAAGACUGUUUAUUUUUAAUGAUAAUUAAGAUGCAUCAAUUUGAUUAAUUUAGACAUUUUUUCCAUUCGCUUCUUUUAAGGGAUUAUCUGUUCAACAACUUGCAAAAUACAUUUCGCAUUCCUCUCUUUAUUUAUUGUGUGUAGCGGUUUUUAAUUUAAAAUUGGAUGCAUGAACAGCUAGUUAGUCCAAGGACUGUGGGGCCUAUUAGUGAUUGCUGGGGCUCAAAGUUUUUGGAGAAGUGGAUGAACGUGCUUAAAACCAAAUAAAAGGUGGUUUUUGUACAGUUUUAAGUGUAUUUUGGGAAUGAUUGAGGCGCGAGGCCCUUUGCUCCACCCCUACUUCUGCAGUCUCUGAGCCAGUCGAAAGAAGGUCGUUUUUAAAUUGGCAUCUUGGUACUUUCGUAAGUAUGCUUUCAAAGAAAACCUCAGGUAAUCCAGCUUGAAAGAAAUGGAACUUAUCGUAGCUCGCCGUCUCUUUGUGCGUAGAACUUCUAGAAUUCUUGGGCCUUCUCUAACUAAAGGGGUGGCAACUGCCCCUCCAGUCCCGGUUUGCAUUCUCUGCGCAAGACACUCAACUUUCCCCAAUGGAAAUCCUUCAGAAAAGGCUAUGUAAAAUUCCCACAACACUAUUGACAGAAAGACAGCUAUGUUUACGAACAUGUUGAAUCAGUUUCAUUUUGCUCUUUUGCAUUAGUUCUUGUCGACAAAGUCAACGUUAUUUAGCAGCCGUGUUAAUUUAUUGUUGAAGAAUGUAUUACAUAUUUUGUUACUCAUUAUUCAUUUCAUGCAAGUUCGUAAAUUAUUGAGAAAGUAGAUUCAAUUAUAUUAGAUUCAAUAAGUACAAUAAA
Rhopilema esculentum is the source of this 5684-nucleotide messenger RNA. Its product is annotated as solute carrier family 12 member 8. Gene Ontology annotation, biological process: potassium ion homeostasis; chloride transmembrane transport; cell volume homeostasis. Gene Ontology annotation, cellular component: membrane. Gene Ontology annotation, molecular function: potassium:chloride symporter activity. The record is from RefSeq and is a predicted model, not a curated record. NCBI's taxonomy places the organism in Eukaryota, Metazoa, Cnidaria, Scyphozoa, Rhizostomeae, Rhizostomatidae.